Cuscuta campestris is the source of this 958-nucleotide messenger RNA. The record is from the annotation of a GenBank genome assembly. NCBI's taxonomy places the organism in Eukaryota, Viridiplantae, Streptophyta, Magnoliopsida, Solanales, Convolvulaceae.
AAAUAUGGGAAGUGUUCAAAUUUUGCUCACUAAACAUUAGUAAUUACUUCCUCCGUUCCUUAAAGUCGUUUCCUUAUUAACUUUUUAGGAAAUUAAGGGAGAGAUAUUUUGGUGUUGACUUUCCAAAAAUAUCCUUGAUGUGAUGGGUAAAGUUAUUGGAUAUUUAAACAAACAAUUAAAUUGAAACAAAGAAUGGAAUACUGGAAAAUCAUGAACAAUCUUUUUCUUGUCACGACCAUGGUUCUAGUGGCGUUCAUGGUAACCCGUCCAGAGGCGGCGGGCGACGCGGAGACAUCGUCAAAAAGGAAGCUGAUCGUGGUGACAAACAACCACACGAGCUACCUGAGCCUCAGGUGCUUCUCAUUCGACAAUGCCUUCGACGUGCAGCACCUGAACUCAUGGGAGCAGUUCAAGUUCAUGGUGGAUGUUCGGGUGAUUUUCCCCUCAGCCACCAUGUGGAACUGUUCCACUAACAUGGGCACGUUCGUGGCCUUUCGCCACGACUACGCCUGCAGCAACCACCCGUCCAACACGUGUCAGUGGAGGUUCGACGAGCACAUGACCUAUGUUUAUGACCCCACGGUGGCCCUUUGGGUUGCCGUGGAGUACAACCCUAACUAUGAAUCACUCAAUAGGGGUGGUGUUAUAAGAGGGUAUUAUGUGAAUUAGUCAAUCCAAAGUCUUGGUUGUGUGUAUUAUUAAAUUUGUAAUUAAGCAUUUUACAAAUCAUAUUGUCAAAUGUAUAUUCAAAUGAGACCUGUAUAUAUUGUUUUUUUGCUCUAGUUUUUAAUUGGGGAAAUGAAAUCUUUUUUUUCUUCUCUUAAAUCUUAAUGCCUUGCAAAAUGUCCGGUUUGUGACCCUAACAUAUUAUUUUAGUCGUAUCUACUUAUAAACCUAUGACAAGUGUUUGGAACUUGUUAACAAAAGUGAGAUUUGUAAAGAAAAUGGAGAUUAAUUA